AUGACACAAUGCAAAGCCCUAACGACGCCGGAUACAAUGUGGAACUUCUGUCCAUCAAUCGGCGCUGCGUACCUAUUCACUGUACUCUUUGCCGUGACGACUCUCGCCCAUAUCGCACAGGCGAUCCUGCAUCGCAAAUUCUAUUGCUGGGUAAUUGCCAUGUCCGGGACGAUUCAAACAGUGACCUACAUCUUCCGUGUGCUCAGCAUCCUCAACCCAGCCAGCUACGAAGACUACGCGGCAUGGUUUGUACUCAUCCUCAUCGCCCCGCUCUGGACCAACGCCUUUGUCUACAUGGCCAUGGGACGGAUGGUGUGGAACUUCACCGACGACGCGCGGGUGAUGCGCAUGCGGCCAUGGCAUUUUGGGUUGUUCUUCGUGACUCUUGACAUCAUGCAUGUCUACGGGGCAGCACAAGCAGCCGGAAACAACGUGUCAUACAGCACGGAGAUGACCGGUCUGCAUAUCUAUAUGGCGGGCGUGGGCGUACAACAGCUUUUCAUCCUGGUGUUCGUAGUCUGCGCUAUCGGCCUGCAUGGCAAGAUUCUACGACAACAGCCACUGGACACGAAAAAGGCCCUGCAGUUACUCUAUGUUCUUUACGCGUGUCUUGCCUUCAUCACUGGCCUCGACAGCACAAUCCCCUCCCAUGAGGCUUACCAAUACUGCCUCGACUCGCUGCCCAUGCUGCUGGCGCUUGUGCUACUCAAUGUCAUACACCCGGGCCGUCUCAUGCCAGGGAGGAACAGCGAUAUCCCGAGUCGUAAAGAGCGCAAGAAAAUGGGGGUGUGUACAAAGCCGAGGAUGACAGGAAAUGAUACGGUUCAGGAUCGGUCGAGUCGCUUCAUUGCUGAGGCCACUGUGGUUGAUCAAGAACGAUGA
Messenger RNA from Aspergillus bombycis, 882 nucleotides. RefSeq lists its product as uncharacterized. The record is from RefSeq and is a predicted model, not a curated record. The transcript is spliced from 5 exons. Lineage: Eukaryota; Fungi; Ascomycota; Eurotiomycetes; Eurotiales; Aspergillaceae. Gene Ontology annotation, cellular component: membrane. The coding region runs from base 1 to 882 and encodes 293 amino acids.